AUGGAUCUUGCUGAGGAGGUUGGGCAUUUUGCGCUUCUGGACGAUGAAUAUUUUGAUCCACUUGUGAAGGCCUUUGAGACACAGGGUAUAACUUCCCAAGAGCUUCUGCUGUGGUCUGUGGAAGACAUAUCGAAAAAGACAGGGCACCCUGAACAAGACGUGAAGACGUUUGUUUCUGAUCUGAAGCUGCAUCUUCAGAACAGUAUCCCCAAACCACAAACUAUUGAUGACAGCAUUCCAAAGCAGACUUGUUUUACCACUGGCGAUGAAAAGCUCGAUAAAGCCCUCAAUGGAGGCAUUCCAUGCGGCUGUCUCGUGGAGAUCAGCGGAGGCUCUGCGACGGGAAAGUCUAAUUUCCUGAUGACAUUGAGCAUGACCAGCCAGCUGCCGUUUGAGUUUGGUGGACUGGGGCCCUCAUUAUUCGAACAAACGCGAAAACCCGUUCAAACCAUGUAUAUACCCACCGAGAGCGCGCUGAGCACAAGACGACUCAGCCAGAUAUCCAGCCAUUACAAGGAGCUUCUUCGAGCGAACGGGAUUCAGGAUAGCGCGGUUUUCCCACAGAUGGAAAACGUGAUUACUCCGUCCGUGGCCAUCUCCGACCUCGAGCGCCAGGACCGAUGUAUUUUCUACCAGCUACCAUUGCUACUGCAGCGAAAUAAAAAUGUCAAGGUGGUGAUUUUGGACUCAGUUACGCACCAUAUACGAGCAGAGCUGCCUAUUUCCCAGCGACGGUCGUAUAUUAUCAAGCUUGGACGCUUUCUGCGGAAACUGUGCAACGAGUACAACGUGACCGUCGUUGUGGCGAACCAGAUGACAGACAAGCCACUGGGCGACAUUAUCAGCGACGAGGUGUUUCUUAAGAUGAACGCGGACUACCAGCUGGGCUGGUGCUACGGCUGGGACGAGGUCGGGGUCGUUUAUCGCCAGCUGUGCUCGCGCAACAAGCAGGACUUCGACACUUACGAUGAGAUCGACUACGCAGAUUAUUCCGAAGAUUCGAGCACGCAGGAAACGUCUCAGAGGAGCUCGACACCGAUCUGGGACCAGCUCAAGACCGAGCGCAAGAAGAUGUUUGAGUCCAAGUACAGGAACAAAGUGUCCAAAAUCAAGACUGUGCCUGCCCUUGGACUGGAUUGGCUCAAUUUUCUCGAUGCCCGAAUAUCUUUGAUCAAAGACUAUAAACCAAUACUUAAUGAGCAGAUGAUAGAGGAGUUCAGCGAAGACCUGGGCAUCGACUCGUCGUUUUUGCGGUCACAGGAGGACGACGAAAACUCGAGCACUGAAUCCAAGCGCAAGACUGUGGCGGAGGUGCUCAUGUCGAACGACUACCUAGCCAAUUACAAUUUUGAGACUCAGCGAAAGCUGCUCAUUGUUUUCAGUCCUCUGGUGUCUGGCGCACGCCAACGAGAAUGUGUCUUCGAAAUCUGGAACGGGGGCAUCAGAUGUCCUUAA
This is a messenger RNA of Ogataea angusta, 1455 nucleotides long. RefSeq lists its product as uncharacterized. The record is from RefSeq and is a predicted model, not a curated record. NCBI's taxonomy places the organism in Eukaryota, Fungi, Ascomycota, Pichiomycetes, Pichiales, Pichiaceae. The transcript has a single exon. Gene Ontology annotation, molecular function: ATP binding; DNA strand exchange activity; ATP-dependent DNA damage sensor activity. Bases 1 to 1455 code for a protein of 484 amino acids. Gene Ontology annotation, biological process: DNA repair; DNA recombinase assembly; DNA strand invasion.